Molecule: messenger RNA, 1767 nt
Organism: Aspergillus alliaceus
Lineage: Eukaryota; Fungi; Ascomycota; Eurotiomycetes; Eurotiales; Aspergillaceae
Product: Alpha/Beta hydrolase protein
Exons: 3
Coding region: 1-1767 (588 amino acids)
Molecular function (GO): oxidoreductase activity; hydrolase activity
Source: RefSeq, a predicted model, not a curated record
AUGCCUCUUCAACUCGAUCCCGAAUUUGCCGAAGUCGCGGGUCCUCUGCUGCAGCAACUAGCAAAGAUCAAAAAACCGGCUCCCCAUGAUAUUGCUGCCAGACGGCACUGGUCGGUAGCUGUUGCAAAAGGAUUCCAAAAGAAUCCUUUGCCAGAUGGCCUGGAGUACCUUGUAUAUCAUGUCCCUACCCCUACGGGCGAUCAUCAAAUCGCCAUCCACCACUAUCGCAAGACACCAGCUCGUUCAGAGGCAGGCCAGGACCACAAAGACUCGGCUGUCAUCCAUCUCCAUGGCGGAGGCUUCUUUUCAUUAUCACCCGUACAUUUCGAAAAGUUACUGGUUUGGUACGUUUCCGACUCCGGGGUCCAGAUGCUGAGUGUCGACUAUCGACUAGCCCCGGAACACCCCUAUCCGAUUCCCAUAGAAGACAGCUGGACCGCUCUGCAGUGGGUAUAUGCCAAUGCGGAGACGCUUUUUAUUGAUACCAGCCGCAUCGGGAUCAUGGGUGAGAGUGCUGGUGGAGGACUAGCGGCUGGUCUCGCUUUAAUAGCCCGGGACCGAGGCCUCUCCCCCCCCUUGGCUAAGCAGAUUCUUGUGUAUCCUAUGCUUGACGAUCGGCUGGCCAAGCAUCAUGGAGAUGAACUGGCCUUCGCGUUCUGGACAUUCGAUGAUAAUAUUACCGGUUGGACUGCUUACUUGGGGGAGGAUGUGCAGACGGACCGUGUAUCGCAGUAUGCGGCGCCGGCGAGAGCGGAAUCUGUAGAAGGUUUGCCGCCUACGUAUAUAGAUUGUGGACAGUUGGAUAUCUUUGUACAGGAGGAUAUGGAGUACGCGCUCCGGUUUGUGAAGGCGGGAAUUCCGCUGGAGUUUCAUGUGUAUCCUGGCGUACCGCAUGGACAUGAAGCUCUCUCGGAGAGUGUUGCCAACAAAGUUGCUAUUGUCACCGGCGCUGCCCGUGGCAUCGGAUUCGCAGCGGCCAGUCUUCUAGCUCACCAUGGUGCUCGCGUAGUCCUUGUUGAUUUGCAAGAGGACGCUCUAAAGAGCGCAGUCGAAACCAUCGGCACGCAAGCCAUAUACAAGAGCUGCGAUGUCAGCGACUGGGCUCAACAGACAGCCUUAUUCCAAUGGGUCGUAGACACCACGGGGCCCAUCGACCUCGUCGUGUGCAACGCAGCCAUUAACCCGGAAAUUGCACUUCUCCAAACCCAAGACCCCGAACGAAAAGCUCAGCUGAAUUGCCAGACGAGCCAUAACUAUCUAGCAGACGAAACAAAAGACGGAGAGCUCCAACAGCCCUCCACACAGCUUUUUGACGUCAACAUCAAUUCAGUCGUAUUUGGUCUAAAAUUAGCCAUCCACCACAUGAAGCAGGGAUCGGGCGGACGCAUCGUCGUCGUCGGCUCCGCCGGUUCAUACAUCCCUGUGCCUUCGCAGCCGCUCUAUACCGCCAGCAAACACGCGGUCCUGGGCCUCGUCCGCAGCACCGCUCUAAUCGAGGAGGUUAUCCGAGCCAAUAUCGUCAUUUCUUGGAUCGCGCCUUGGCUGACGCUGACUUCCAUGGUGAAAGGCUUGGAAGCCACGACCCAGCCGCAUACGCUUAAGAGUUCGCCGGAGGAUGUUGCGUGGGCCAUUGCAGCGGCAGUGGCGUCUCCAGGUAGCUGGGCCAACGCCAAGGGAUUUUGGGUGCAGGGUCAGACGAUCACUGAGGUCGAGGAUGCGUACUGGGAGGUCGGCAAGCGCUUGAUUCGAGCUGAGAAUCGGUUUUAA